Messenger RNA from Engraulis encrasicolus (European anchovy), 592 nucleotides. RefSeq names its product gamma-secretase-activating protein-like. Lineage: Eukaryota; Metazoa; Chordata; Actinopteri; Clupeiformes; Engraulidae. Bases 13 to 555 code for a protein of 180 amino acids. The record is from RefSeq and is a predicted model, not a curated record. The transcript is spliced from 6 exons. Gene Ontology annotation, cellular component: trans-Golgi network. Gene Ontology annotation, biological process: positive regulation of amyloid-beta formation.
GUGUUUCAUGUCAUGCUACGGAUACUGGAGGCAACCAAAGGCCUGUGCUUACCACUACCACCAGGUUUCCACACGCUGCUGUCGGUGCUGGGUGUGAAGUGUGUGUGUCGCCACUCGUUUCUCCAGCUGGUGGAUCAGAACUUACUGCAGCUUACAGAACCCUUCGUAUCACGCCUCAUGAAGGAUCUUGACAACAGUGAUGAGAACGAGGCGCUCAAGUUCAGCAUCCUGAAGAGACUACCUGAGUCCAUGCUGGCUCGUGUGUGUCAUCUGUGGGACCAUCCUGUGAGUUCGGCCUGCAUCUCUCGAGAAUACAUCAGGAUCCGACUGCACAACAGGGACAGGAGCGCGGAGUGCAGGGCGCUGGAUGACCGUGGCAACUCGUUCCUCUGGCCUGACUUCCUGCCUCUCUCCUACCUGACCAAAGCACUGCUGGACCAGGAGGAGAAAUGCCUGAAGAACCCCUUUGAGGAGCAGGAGACGGUUGACGGGCGAUUUGUGGAGGAGACGGCUCUCAAGCAGACGCUCAUCCAACUGGGGCUAGACGACAAGUAACAAGGGAUGAAGAGAGGAGAGGAGGAGGAGAGGAGAU